This is a messenger RNA of Penaeus vannamei (Pacific white shrimp), 1380 nucleotides long. RefSeq lists its product as uncharacterized. Lineage: Eukaryota; Metazoa; Arthropoda; Malacostraca; Decapoda; Penaeidae. The record is from RefSeq and is a predicted model, not a curated record.
UGCCACGCUCGUCGCUCGGCCCGGAAAGGUGCUUAUAAAGGGAGGCGGAGCGGCCGUCCUCAGCCUGUUCCGCCAUGAAGAUCCUGUUGCUCGCGGUGGCGCUGGCGGCGGCGGCGCCUGGAGGGGCGCACUCGCUUCAGAGGGACCGACGGGAAGCCUCCGGGAGACCUGGAGGAGUAUCCAGAGGUGGACCAUCUAGAACAGGACCACCUAGGGGAGAACCUGGAGAACCAUCUAGAAAAGGCCCACCUGGAGGAGGAUCUGGAGGACCACCUCGGGAUGGACCUGGAGGAAGACCUGGAGAAAGACCUGGAGGACAAGGAGAAAGACAUGGUGGAGGAGAAGGAGGACCUAGAAGACCACCUGACAGAGGACCUGGUGGAGGACAAGGAGGAGGACCUGAAAGACCACCUGGUGGAGGACAAGGAGGAGGACCUGGAGGAGGACCUGGUGGAGGACAAGGAGGAGGCGGAAGCAGCGUGACAGGACCCAGCACCCCCGAGGAGCUGAUCGAAAUGGCCCUGCAGCAGGCGAAGAUGAACGAGUGCAAGAGCCCGGGGUACACCUGCUCCGACGAAGAGUGUGGGACCGGCUUGGUGUCCGUGUUUAGGGAGGAGGUGGACGGGGAGUACAGGAUCCUCAUUACGAAUGGCAUCCCCGACCACGACUACAGCACGGGCGCCACGAGACCGAACCCCAACGAGGUCUGCCGCCACCCAUCCUACAUGAAGGUCCCCCUCAAUCCUACCAAGGGGUCCUUCACUCCCAGCGGAAUGGGGCCCGUAGGAAUCGCCCUUUCUGGAGGAUUCUUCUACAACCACCUGUCCACGCCCAUGGGGGAUGUGGCGGCGGUGGUGGAGGCGGAGUCCUUCGACAGCUGCAGCGGCCAUGCGGACCCCCAGUGUCGCUACCACUACCACAAGGUGCCCAACUGCCUCAACCCGGACAGACCGUGUGAGCUGGUCGGUUACAUGAUGGACGGCUUCCCUGUCUACUCCUACUGUGAUGUCGACGGCGUUCGACUCACCAGCUGUUACAAAAAAGUGUCCGGUGACGGAUCGAUGCAGGAACAUUUUGAAUACCAACCUGACGAGGACUGCCAGCUUGACGAAGCCAACGGGUACCCAUUCGAAGACGGACGUGGCUACGGCUACGUCUUCUCCGAGAACUACCCGUUCGUCAUGCGCGGAUUCAUGGGUUCGAACAUCACUAGUAUCUGUGAAGUAUAUUAAUAUGAUCAUUAAUUACUGAAUUACGGUAGUCGAUCAGCACAGUUGUCUCCAAAGUGAUUGGCGAAGAAUUCAAUUUUGUUUAAGCUUUAAAUAUUGUUGAGUAGAAUAAUAAAAGCAGAAGCGGUGAAGGUUCAUUCAACGCAAGUAG